Messenger RNA from Phialemonium atrogriseum, 1476 nucleotides. RefSeq lists its product as uncharacterized. Gene Ontology annotation, biological process: proton motive force-driven ATP synthesis. The record is from RefSeq and is a predicted model, not a curated record. The transcript has 6 exons. The coding region runs from base 1 to 1476 and encodes 491 amino acids. Lineage: Eukaryota; Fungi; Ascomycota; Sordariomycetes; Cephalothecales; Cephalothecaceae.
AUGGUAGUUUUCCCCAAGCCUCUCGUGGCCAUAGCCGCGGUUUUGUGUAGCGGGAACGGCGUGUGCUUCAGCGUAGGCGUGCCGUCCUCCUCAGCCUCGGCGGGGUCUGGCAACAUCUAUUUCCAGAUCACGGCGCCAACGUCGGCUCAAUGGGUCGCGAUGGGCCCUGGGACGGACAUGGCCGACUCAUAUAUGUUCAUCAUGUACGAGGACGGCAAGGGCAACGUGACCCUCUCCCCUCGACAAGGCACUCGCCACGUGCCCCCGAGACUGGACACCAGCGCCUCGGCCGCCAAGUUGACUCUUCUUGCCGGCAGUGGCGUCAGCAGCGACGGCCGAACCAUGACCGCCAAUGUGGCCUGUGCCAACUGCGAGUCCUUGGCCGGAGGCGGCAAGUUGUCUAUCACCGACACCAAGAGCAACUGGAUCGCCGCAUGGAAGUCUGGGCCCUCCUUUAGCACGACCAGCUUGAGCCAGCAGCUCAGCGUCCACGACGACACUGUGGAAUUCCAGCUCGAUUUGACGAAGGCAACCCUUAGCAGCGACAAGAAUCCCUUUUUCCACAGCGCCGUUAGCGAUCCAGACUCGGACUCGGGGUCGUCGGGCGGCGGCGUUACAGUCACCUCAGAUAAUAAGGAGAACAAUGCCAUCAUGCUUGCUCAUGGAGUCAUCAUGGCGAUUGUCGUGGUGAUUCUCUACCCCUUUGGCUCCCUGCUCAUGCCCUUGCUUGGAAAGUGGCGCGUUCACGCCGCCUUCCAAAUGCUCGGCUUUAUACUCAUGUGGGCCGGUUUUGGACUUGGUGUCCGCUCCGCAUUGGUCGGCAAGAUGCUCUUUAAGCAAGGGCACACCAUCUUGGGCACUGUUGUCGUAUGUGCCUUCUUGCUCCAGCCAGUACUGGGCUAUCUGCACCACCGAUACUACGUCAACCACGAGUCGCGAGGUCUCGUCAGCUACGCCCACAUCUGGUUUGGCCGGGUGAUGAUGCUCCUCGGCGUCAUCAACGGUGGGCUCGGCUUGCAACUUGCAAGUUCCAGCAACACCUUCGUCAUUACGUACAGCGUCGUGGCGGCCGUCAUGUUCCUAUUCUAUAUCUUCAUCAAGAGCGCUCGGAAGGCCUUCUCGGCCGUCUCCAGACUAGCCACCCGCAAUGCGGUCCAGAUCCCGAUGAGAACAUUCAUCGCCCCGACAGUUUCGCGACGAGCCGACUUCGUCCAGGAGCUCUACCUCAAGGAGCUCAAGGCGCACAAGGCGGCGCCGAUCAAGGACUCGGACGCCAUCGGGCAGGUCGCGACCUUCAGCGAGCCCAAGACGCCCGCGUCGCCCGAGGAGGCGGACCUGGCCUCGAGCCUCAAGGAGUACGAGAGCAUGGCCGUCGAGGUCGAGGGCCAGGAGGGCGCCGACGCCGGAAAGCCCCCCGCCGCCGUCGAGGACUGGCUCGUCGACGAGGAGGAGGACGAGGUUGCCAAUAAGCACUAA